Messenger RNA from Nilaparvata lugens (brown planthopper), 1884 nucleotides. Its product is annotated as serine/threonine-protein phosphatase PP1-like. The transcript is spliced from 4 exons. Gene Ontology annotation, cellular component: cytoplasm; nucleus. Bases 610 to 1614 code for a protein of 334 amino acids. Gene Ontology annotation, molecular function: protein serine/threonine phosphatase activity. The record is from RefSeq and is a predicted model, not a curated record. NCBI's taxonomy places the organism in Eukaryota, Metazoa, Arthropoda, Insecta, Hemiptera, Delphacidae.
AAGAUCAUCUGCUAAUAACAACAACAUUAUCUAAGCGAUUACCCCAUUUUUUCCACCCGGUACACUCCACUACACCAUACACAUUUCACACCAACACAAAAUACACAAAUUUAACAUAAUUCAAGUAAAUUUUCACAAAAUUCCACAAUCAAAUCUAUACUGAUCAAAAUCAACAGGUUUUCAUAAAAUUUACGCGUGUCUUGUGAACAAAUUUAGUGACAAAUGUUUACAAGGAUGUAAACAAACCACCAGUAGUAGAUUUUUACAAGGGGUUUGGACGGAUGUGAACAAACUGAAAUUUGGAGAAUAAAUAGUGGACUUUUGAAUUGAAUUAAUGUAGAUGUGAACAAACCAAAAUUCAAUAAACAAGUGGACUUUUACAUCGAGUUGAAGUAGAUGUGAAGAAUCCAAACUUCAAAGAACAGUGAUAUACUUUUAAAUCAAGUUGAAGUGGAUGUGAACAAACCAAAUUACAACGAGGAAGAAGACCUUUUUAACGAGUUUAGGUGCAUGUGAACGAACUAACAGGAGGUAAACUUUACUUUUAUUAAUCUUUACAAAGUUCUCGUGUAUGAGAAAAACCUGACAGAUUCGAAAACAAGACCAAAAAUGUUCAUGUCAGCUGCCCAAAACAGUAUCACAGUGAGAACAGAUCGCAUAAUCGACAAACUGCUGAAAGUGCAAAACGUUUACAACCCUCUGGUGAGUCUGAGUAGUGAUGACAUCACCUUUCUCUGUCUGACAGUGAGGGAGAUACUUCUCAACGAACCCAGUCUGCUGGAGAUAUCUCCUCCCGUCAAGAUAUGUGGAGAUAUCCAUGGACAGUAUCCUGACCUUGUGAACUGGUUCAAUGUAGCUGGGUUCCCCCCUACAACGAGAUAUCUCUUUUUGGGAGAUUAUGUCGAUCGCGGCCGGCAGAGUAUUGAAGUUAUGUCGCUGUUAUUCGCGUUCAAGAUAAGAUACAAGAGCAGCAUAUACUUGGUACGAGGCAACCACGAGUCAGCGAGCGUGAACAAGGUGUACGGCUUCUAUGACGAGUGUAAACGACGCUACAGCGUCAAACUGUGGAAGAGCUUCGUCGACUGCUUCAACUGUCUGCCGGUGGCUGCCAUUGUGGAACACAAGAUAUUCUGCUGUCACGGCGGUAUCAGUCCUUCGCUCAAGGAUUUGCAACAGAUAAAAGACAUAGUACGACCAACAACAGUGCCGGACAAGGGAGUGAUGUGCGACCUGCUAUGGGCUGACCCCAGUAGCCUGGUGGAUGGGUGGGCUCCCAAUGACAGGGGGGUGUCCUAUACCUUUGGGGCCAAUGCGGUCUACGAGUUCCUAUUCAAGUUUGAUUUGGAACUGAUCUGUCGCGCCCACCAAGUGGUGGAAGACGGCUACGAGUUCUUCGCCAACCAAUCACUGGUGACCAUUUUCUCGGCGCCCAACUACUGCGGCGAAUUCGACAACGCCGGCGCACUGAUGGCCGUCGACGAGAACUUGGUCUGCUCGUUUGUGCUGGUCAAGAGCAGCACUGACAAGGAGAACAGGAGCCACAAGAAGGAGAUGAAGACCGAGUCGAAGACAAUGUGGAGCGACCAGUUCAAAAAUGUUGACGAUUUCGAGUGAAACAGGAAGAAGGACCGAGAACGAUAUUGAUACAAGAGGAGGAGAAGAAGAAGGAGGAAAUGAAGGAGAAGAAGAUGAAGAAGAAGGGGAGAAGUAAAGGAAGAUGAAGAAUAAGAAAGGAGUAGUUGAAGACAGAAUCCAAGAAAAUUUGGAGUGAAAAUUUCUAAAAUGUUGACGAUUUCAAGUGGAAGAGGAAGGACAGAGAAGGAGAUGGAGAAAAGAGGAAGAGAAAACUGGAGGAGAAGAAGAAAAUGGAAAUAAAGGAGAAGA